Molecule: messenger RNA, 735 nt
Organism: Hypoxylon trugodes
Lineage: Eukaryota; Fungi; Ascomycota; Sordariomycetes; Xylariales; Hypoxylaceae
Product: alpha/beta-hydrolase
Exons: 2
Coding region: 1-735 (244 amino acids)
Source: RefSeq, a predicted model, not a curated record
AUGUCUCAAAAGCCGGCUAUUAUCAUCGCCCAGGGCUCGUGGGUGGACUCCGCUAGGUACAACCCAUUGAUAGAAAAGCUUCGUGCGGUAGGAUACACAGCUGAACACGUCAAGUUGCCUUCGAUAGGUAGCACCGUAACUCCACUCCCUGGCUUACCGGACGAUAUUGCUGCGAUUCGAAGUGUCCUAUCUCGUUUCAGGGAUGAUGGAAAGAAAGUGCUCAUUUUGUGUCACUCUUCGGGUGGAGUUUCUGGUAGCAAUGCCGUUGCUGGAUUCGAUAACGUCAGUGGCGUUAUUUAUAUGACGGCGUUUAUGCUUCCCCGCGGGAAAUCUCUAGCUCGAUUAAACGAUAGCGAACCUCCACCAUGGAUGGAUGUUCAAGGAGAUCGGAUAUUUCUCCGUCAGGAGAUGUUGGCGAGUGUCGCCUACCACGACCUCGACGAAGAAAGCCAAUCGGCAAUGGCUCAAAACGUUUCGUAUACUUCAGCCGUUCUUUUCGAAGGAGAAUCGGAAUACGAGCCUUGGUCUGAAGGCAUACCUUGCGGAUAUAUCUUCUGCUCAGAAGAUAAAAUAUUGCCUCCGCAAAUCCAGCAAGACAUGGCAGCACAGUUAGGGCCUGAACCCGUUACUACGACAUUGAAAUCCGGCCAUUCUCCAUUCCUAAGUGUGCCAGAUGAGCUUGUUGCAGCUAUAACGAAAAUGGAAGAAAUAUUGAGUCAAAAGUUGGUAGUUUAA